UCUCCUCGCCGCCUUAGACGACCAUCUAUCUUCCCUUACCGGCACCGAUACCCGAAACUCCACGGCCCGAUAUAUCGUUCUCCCUUACCGAAAUAUCGGAAUCCGAAUCUUCUCCAAGACGUUUCGCGGUUUUCGGCGUCUGAAGAAACGGCACCGAGGAUCUAGAAUCCCGGAUCGUAAAUGUCGGUGACCUGAGAGGGUCUCCAUUUCUCGUCGAUUUCUAGUUCUCCGGCGAGGAUCCUGUCGGCGGUGUCAGAAGUCCGGUGAUCCUCCGGCAAUCGAAGUCGCUGAUAGGCGGAAUCGUAGGAUUCGGUCCGUCGAGUUGGACUGGUAGUUGGAGCUGACUGGCCGCGACUGGUUGCUGGAGCAGGACCGAAACCCCUAAAAAUCGCAGAUCGAAGAACUUUGGAUACGACGGCUGAGAAGCCCUAGAAUUUCCAGCGGCGAUGUCAGUCGAAUUGCACGAAUUGGAGAAUUCCUCGCCGGUGGCGGCAUCGAACGUGACGUCGGCUUCCGGCGAUGCGAGCGUCUCGUCUUCUGGUCAGAUUGUAGCCACGGCCGCUGCGGCUACUACAACGACGACCACAACGAAGAAGAAGCGGAAUCUCCCUGGAAUGCCAGAUCCGGACGCGGAGGUGAUUGCGCUGUCGCCGAAGACACUGAUGGCGACGAACCGGUUCGUAUGCGAGAUCUGCAACAAGGGAUUUCAGCGGGAUCAGAACCUCCAGCUACAUCGGCGGGGCCACAACCUGCCGUGGAAGCUGCGGCAGCGAUCGGGGAAGGAGGUGCGGAAGCGAGUGUACGUGUGCCCGGAGCCUUCGUGCGUUCAUCACGACCCGUCGCGGGCGCUUGGCGACCUCACCGGCAUCAAGAAGCACUUCUGCCGGAAGCAUGGCGAGAAGAAGUGGAAGUGCGACAAGUGCUCGAAGAAGUACGCCGUUCAGUCGGACUGGAAAGCGCAUUCGAAGACGUGCGGGACCCGCGAGUACCGGUGCGACUGUGGGACCUUGUUCUCCAGGAGAGAUAGUUUCAUCACGCACCGAGCUUUCUGCGAUGCAUUGGCGGAGGAGAGCGCCAAGGCGCAUACAGCGGUUGCAGCUGCUGGUACAGCUACAGCAAAUUCCAAUUCGGAAGAAGAUCCGAAGCUUAAAAUUGCUGCUUCUUCUGCUGCUGCUGCUGCGUCUUCUGCUGCUGCUGCUGCUGCUGCUGCAGAUGUGGUGUCUGCUGUUUUGCCUAUUUCACAGGGAGCCGGAGGAAUUACAGAGCCUGAAAAUCCCGCCCGAAUCUUACAGCAGAUUCCGAUGCCACCACCGGUUGCUGUAAUUGGAAGCAGCAGCAGCACCACCACGACUUCCAAUGGAAGUAGCAGCAGCAGCAGCAUCUUUGCCAGCAUCUUCGCCUCUGCCGGCACAGGCAGCGGCAGCAGCUUACAGUCUCAGAGCUCUUCAUUCACUGAUCUAAUCGGGGCCAUGACCCGAUCGGAUCGCACGACGACAUCAUUGCCAGUUGCGUCUGUGGAGCCUACCUCCCUCUGCCUCUCAACCAACAGCUCUUCCCUGUUUUCACCGCUGGCGACGGCCCAGCAGGACCACCACCGUCGGCAAUUCGCUCCUCCCCCUCCGCCCCACAUGUCGGCGACCGCCCUGCUGCAGAAGGCCGCCCAAAUGGGCGCAGCGGCUACCAACUCCUCCCUCUUCCGAGGCUUCGGGCUCGGGUUAUCAUCCAUGGCGCCGGCGCCUGCCCCGUCUCAACAAGACAGUUUGCAGUGGCACCAGCCAGAGCCAGCGUCGGGCCUUGGCCUCGGGCUCCCCUACAACAGCGUCGGGCUGCCCGAAUUCAUGAUGGGCCAAACGUUGUUCGGUUCCAAACCUGCCACGCUCGAUCUCCUCGGCCUGGGGAUGGGAGGCGGCGCCGCUGGUGGCGGGCCGCUCUCGGCACUAAUAACCUCAAUUGGGGGCGGGCUCGACAUCGCGGGCUCGUUCGGUGGCGGAAGCUCGCCCGGUAAAUCAUAGGAGAAGGCCGCAGCAGAGAUACAGAAAAGCCCAAACGCCCGACAUUGUUUGUAACGUUUCGGGUUUCGGUUUUGGGAGGAGGCUCUGUGCAGGUAAGUCGGAGUAGUGUUGGUAAUUACUAUUUUUUGCUAGGGGUAGAAAUGGUAGAUUUUUUGUUGUUAGUAAAAUUAGUGUUUUUUUUUUUUUUUUUGAAAUUUCCCUUCUUGUUUUUUUUUUAGAAAAAUGGGGGAAUGGAUUUGCAAAGCUUUCCUUCAUUUGUUGUUUGCAGAGGUUUAAGAGAGGUAUGUACAGUGUAAUGAAGAAAAAAGAUAGGAAGUAGAGAGAGCCAUCGUCAAAGCCGCGUUGGGCUUGUAGCUUUUUAUUUUUUAAAUAUUCCUUAAAUGCC
Magnolia sinica is the source of this 2397-nucleotide messenger RNA. RefSeq names its product zinc finger protein GAI-ASSOCIATED FACTOR 1-like. The transcript has 4 exons. NCBI's taxonomy places the organism in Eukaryota, Viridiplantae, Streptophyta, Magnoliopsida, Magnoliales, Magnoliaceae. The record is from RefSeq and is a predicted model, not a curated record. Gene Ontology annotation, molecular function: DNA-binding transcription factor activity. Gene Ontology annotation, cellular component: nucleus. Bases 447 to 2012 code for a protein of 521 amino acids.